Messenger RNA from Musa acuminata AAA Group (dessert banana), 1539 nucleotides. RefSeq names its product putative kinase-like protein TMKL1. The transcript has 2 exons. Gene Ontology annotation, biological process: protein phosphorylation. The record is from RefSeq and is a predicted model, not a curated record. NCBI's taxonomy places the organism in Eukaryota, Viridiplantae, Streptophyta, Magnoliopsida, Zingiberales, Musaceae. Gene Ontology annotation, molecular function: protein kinase activity; ATP binding. The coding region runs from base 287 to 1393 and encodes 368 amino acids.
GAUCAGCUUCCCGAAGUGGAAACCUGUCUUCGGCAAUGAACUGAAACCACCCGGGUGUUAUCUGGUGUUCAAUCCAUACAAAGCUUCCCCUGCACCGAGAAAGGAACCAUCUUUUUUUUUGUUCUCCUCUCCUUUUAGCUUCUUCUCCCUGUUCUAAUGCUUCCGUCCUCCUCGAUCUCCAAACUGAUCCAAAUCGCCUUUCAAGAUUCACAUUUCCGUAUAAUUUUGCCAAAAAAUUGGAAUUUUACGGGCUUCUCGAGGCUAGAUUGAGUUUGGCGAGCCUACCAUGGAGAAGAGACACAAGAUCGAGCUCCUCCUUGGUCUUCUCUGCUCGUUCCUUUUCCUUCUCCUCUUCCUCUUGUUGGCGUUGAGCUACUUCUUUCGCAAAAGAUUAAGGUGCCGAGGUAGGACCAAAAAGGAACCCUUGGAGGCCGGCGGCGACAGCGGCGGGGGCGGCGCGGAGGAGGAGCACUCGGAGGCGGAGGAGCUGGUGAGGUUCGCCGGAGGCGAGAGCUUGACGGUGCACGACAUCCUGGACGCGCCCGGAGAGGUGGUCGGGAAGUCGAGCUACGGGACGCUGUACAGGGCCAGCCUCGAGCGGAGCGGCUCUGUGGUGCUGCUCCGGUUCCUUCGACCGGCUUGCGUCGGCGGGACCGAGGAGGUUCUGCCGGCGGUCCGGGCGCUCGGGGCGGUUCGGAACCCGAACCUGGUGCCCCUUCGGGCGAUGUACGUCGGGCCGCGAGGGGAGAAGCUCUUCGUUCACCCCUUCUUUGCCGCAGGGUCGCUGAAGCAGUUCUUAAGAGCUGGUGUUGCUGAAGCACACAGAUGGGACAUCAUCUAUAAGCUCUCUCUGGGAAUCGCCAGAGGGCUGGAUCACCUCCACACAGGACUGGAGAAGCCCAUGGUGCAUGGCAAUCUCAAGACCAACAACAUCUUGCUCGACGCAGAUUACCAGCCUCGCCUGUCGGACUUCGGCUUGCACCUGAUCUUGAAUCCAGCGGCAGCCCAAGAAAUGCUCGAAGUCUCUGCCGCCCAGGGGUACAAAGCCCCCGAGCUGGUUAAGAUGAAGGAUGCCAGCAGUGAGAGCGAUAUGUACAGCCUGGGGGUGGUCGUACUCGAGAUGCUCACUCAGAAGGAUCCCAUCAACACCAACUUCUUACAGUCCAAGGAUUUCCAUGUGCCGACCUCGUUGAGGAAUUUGGUUCUGGAGCACAAAGUCUCGGAUGUCUUCAACUCCGAGCUCCUGAUUCAGAGUAUAGAUCAGAGUUCUACCAAUGAACAAGGUCUACUGAUGCUCUUUCGACUGGCGAUCGCUUGUUGCUCUCCUUCUCCUGCUUCGAGACCAGACACUAAGCAUGUUAUUUCACAGAUCGAAGAUAUCAUCCGACGAUGAUGAUGAUGAUUUCCAUUCUGCCAUGGUGAUGAAGCAACCUGUCGUUGUCGAUGAUGAUUGUCCAUUUUGCCGUGGUAGCAAAGCAAUCCAUUGUCCUGAUGGCAUGAUGGAGAAGAUGAUACAGAGAAUUGGACCAGGAACCGACA